GGCGUCACCACCGUUCCCGGAAGCACAACCGUCGGUUCCUGGGUGGCCCUCGAGACACACCGUCGCCUCUUCCCACUUCAGAGCCUGCCACGCCGAAGCUGGAGGCGAUAGCCGAGCCGCAGAGAAGGAACAUUGUCCAGCGGAUAGCGAUGAGGCGCCCGAGCUCAAAGAAAGAGCCAACCCCAGCCGCUGCACCCGUUGAUAUUGAGAGGCCGGAAGAUCCGCCGUCAUUCGACGAGCAGCGUCGCCCGUCUCGCCGCCUGAGCGCGCCAAUGGAACCCAUCCCUGAGUCUGCAUCGCCGCGACCGAGUGUAGACUUACGUAGACCUUCGGGGAGUCCGCCUGCGGGAGGUCAUCGCCUCAGCGCGCAUCCAAAUGCGCCCAUCAUCGUUGAGGAGCCGACGCCCAUUAGCCCCCGAAAUCUCGACAGCCAAGCAGGGUGGCAUCGGAGCCAGCGGUGCUUGUUGCCUCACGGAAGCCCAGCGCAGCCCCCUCAAAACCAGCAUCCCCAGCACCAGAACCAGAACCCAUGCCACCCGUUCAGCGCUCAGCCUCCCUCCCACCGGAAGACGUCCCACCUGAAGACAAAGCCCCUACACGCGCCCCUACACGCGCAAAUUCAGUGGCUACCGAGCCUGCUGCCAGCCGCAAGCCGUCGGUUCUGCAGCGCAUGCGCACCGGCUGGCGACAUAGUCUCGGCAACGGUGAAGCCGCGCCGAGCGUCAUCGAUGAGCUAAACGAUAAGGCGGCGAAGGAAGAAGAGACGGCGGCUGACGAAGGUGUGAAGGGGGCAGAAGAGAGAGCCUCGACCCCACCUCCACGAGUGGCUACCCAGCCGCCUCCCGAACGCGCUCCUACUGUCAAGGUCCCGGAACGUUCGGCUCCGCAGCCUUCGAUUGGACCCGAGGAGGGCGAGAAGGCCCGAGGCUAAGUUAAUCUUUGAGGGAUAUUAGUGUCUGGGGAGCCUGGCUUUCGACUGCUGUGAAGCGGCUGAGGUAAUUCCAGCGACGGACUUGUUGCUUCCAUUAGCUGUGGGCG
Molecule: messenger RNA, 1038 nt
Organism: Trematosphaeria pertusa
Lineage: Eukaryota; Fungi; Ascomycota; Dothideomycetes; Pleosporales; Trematosphaeriaceae
Exons: 2
Coding region: 150-737 (195 amino acids)
Source: RefSeq, a predicted model, not a curated record